Molecule: messenger RNA, 1871 nt
Organism: Centropristis striata (black sea bass)
Lineage: Eukaryota; Metazoa; Chordata; Actinopteri; Perciformes; Serranidae
Gene: aldh3b1
Product: aldehyde dehydrogenase 3 family, member B1
Exons: 9
Coding region: 5-1510 (501 amino acids)
Biological process (GO): aldehyde metabolic process
Cellular component (GO): cytoplasm
Molecular function (GO): aldehyde dehydrogenase (NAD+) activity
Source: RefSeq, a predicted model, not a curated record
CAGGAUGGACCCCCAGAGCCAGGUCCUGGACAGGAUGGACCCCCAGAGCCAGGUCCAGGACAGGAUGGACCCCCAGAGCCAGGUCCAGGACAGGAUGGACCCCCAGAGCCAGGUGGUGGUCCUGGACAGACUGCGGUCUUCCUUCCGGUCAGGAAUCACAGUACCGGAGCAGUUCCGUCUAACUCAGCUGACCAAACUUCUGUCCUUGGUCGAAGAAAACGAGCAACAGAUUUUAAAUGCACUGCACAAAGACCUGGCAAAGCCAAAGUUUGAGGCCAUCAUGUCCGAGGUUGUUAUCGUCACUAAUGAGCUGCACUUCGCCAUCUCCAACCUCAAAAGCUGGAUGCAGCCCGAGUACGUCAGCAAAAACCUGGCCACUAAGUUCGAUGACUGUUUUGUGCGGAGGGAACCGCUGGGAGUUGUGUUGAUCAUCGGACCGUGGAACUACCCGCUGCAGCUCCUGCUGCUGCCGCUGGUGGCAGCCAUCGCUGCAGGGAACUGUGUGGUUCUGAAGCCUUCAGAGGUCAGCGCUGCUACAGAGAGUCUGAUGGCGGAGCUCGUCCCCAGAUACCUGUCUCAGGACUGUUAUGCGGUGGUUCGUGGUGGAGCAGAAGAGACCAAAAUGCUUCUCCAGAACAGAUUUGACCACAUCUUCUACACAGGUUCUCAAGCUGUGGCCCGUGUGGUCCUGCAGGCCGCCUCCCUCCACCUGACCCCCGUCACGUUGGAGCUGGGCGGGAAGUCUCCGUGUAUAAUAUUCGGUCGGAUCGACAUCAAGGCGGCGGCUCGCCGUCUGGUCUGGGCUAAAUACUUUAACCUGGGCCAGAGCUGCGUGGCUCCGGACUACGUCCUGUGUUCUCCAGACACCCGGGACGCUCUGCUGCCGGCGCUACGCCAAACCCUGGAGGAGUUCUACAGCCAGGACCCUCAGAGCAGUCCGGACCUGUCCCGCAUCGUGUCCCCCCGACACUGGACCCGCCUGACCGAACUACUGGGACGCUCCAGAGGGAAGGUGGUGAUCGGAGGAGAGAGCCACCAGGAGGACCAGUACAUGGCUCCCACGGUGGUGGUGGACGUGGAGGAAGACGAUGCUCUGAUGAAGGAGGAGAUCUUCGGCCCCAUCCUGCCCAUCAUCACCGUGGAGACCCUGGAGGAGAGCAUCGACUUCAUCGGCCGGCAGGAGAAGCCUCUGGCCCUCUACGUCUUCUCUGACGAGUCCUCAGUGGUGAACACGGUGCUGCAGAACAGCAGCAGUGGAGGAUUCUGCUCCAACGACGGGAUCCUCCACAUGACCCUGCCCACCCUGCCCUUCGGAGGAGUAGGGGCCAGUGGUUAUGGCAGUUAUCAUGGGCGCUGGGGCUUCGAGGCCCUGAGCCACCGGCGGGCCUGCAUGCUGCGGGGCUGGGCCCUGGAGAGGCUCAACGGGCUGCGCUACCCCCCGUACACCCAGACCAGACUCAGCUGGCUGCGCUGGAGCACCUCGGCCAAGAGCAGCUGCUCCCUCAUGUGAUCCAGCUGGCUGCAGCUUUUUAUUCCGUGCGAGUGAAUGAGAACGUUUGGGGAAAGUCUCUGUAUGUAUGUAUGGUAUUAAUGAUUCAUUUUUAAUCUGGAGGGAAAAUCUGUGUAUGUGUGUGUGUGUGCGUGUCUUUUUUCACACUGAGCUCCACAAUCAAUGCUCUGUGACUGUUUAACUGAUCUAGUCUGAUUUUAAUCCUGUUGCAACACUUUUCAGGUAUAUAUAUAUAUAUAUGUUUUCCUAUUUAAUGUUAAUCUUUUGUAUUGUUUUGGUUAUUUUCUUACAUGUUUGAGUGUCACUAAAAUUAUGUAAAUAAAAUAAAUUCUAAUUUUAAUGUUAAACGAUUUCUUUGAGA